This is a messenger RNA of Sorghum bicolor (sorghum), 1299 nucleotides long. Its product is annotated as cytosolic sulfotransferase 10. The transcript has 2 exons. Bases 54 to 1064 code for a protein of 336 amino acids. Gene Ontology annotation, molecular function: sulfotransferase activity. Gene Ontology annotation, biological process: sulfation. The record is from RefSeq and is a predicted model, not a curated record. Gene Ontology annotation, cellular component: cytoplasm. Lineage: Eukaryota; Viridiplantae; Streptophyta; Magnoliopsida; Poales; Poaceae.
GCAGAUGCAGUUUCUGAUGGUUGGGGGAGUCAGCAGUCGCCAGGAGGGAGCUCAUGGAGGAUGACAUUCUGCUGAACACCACCACCGCGAGGAGGAAGGAGAACCAUGGGCAGUACGGAGGCUUCUGGCUCGCCGAGAUCAUGCAAAACGCCAUCGCUGCCGCUCACACACGCAUCAAGUCCAACCCACCUGACAUCUUGCUGGCCAGCUUGCCGAAAUCCGGCACCACCUGGCUCAAGGCCCUCGCCUUCGCGACGCUGAACCGUGCCACGCACUCGCCGUCCGACGCCCAGCACCCGCUCAGGCACCACAACCCCCACGACUGCGUCGGCUUCCUGGAGAUGAUGGUGACCAAGGACGACGACGACGACGAGGCCCUCCUCCGUUCUCCAUCACGGCCACUGCUGGUACAAACACACGUGCCCUACUCCCUGCUUCCUGAUGCCAUCACGGCGGAGGGCUCCGGGUGCCGGCUCGUGUACGUGUGCCGGGAUCCCAAGGACAUGCUGGUCUCCUUCUGGAACUUCCACCUCAAGGAGGGACCGACUUUGGCCGCUGCCGGUGGCGGCGGCGCCUGGGUCGGCGACUCGUCGGCGGCGGCAGCAGGCCUGACCAAAUUCGAGGACGUCUUCGAGCUCUUCUGCGAGGGACGGUACCCUGGAGGCCCCUACUGGCUCAACGCCAUGGAGUUCUGGCAUGAGAGCCAGAGGAGGCCCAACGAGGUGCUGUUCCUGAGGUACGAAGACAUGCUGGGUGAUCCGGUCGGUAAUGUCAAGAAGCUAGCAGCGUUCAUGGGGUGUGCGUUCGAGGAGGAGGAGGAGGGGGAUGGGGUCGUGGAGCAGAUCGUGGAGCUCUGCAGCUUGGAGAGUCUGAAGAGCAUGGAGGUGAACAAGAAUGGCACUACGGUGCUGUCCUUCAGGAAUGAGGCGUACUUCAGGAAGGGAAAGGUUGGUGACUGGAAAAACUACAUGACGGUGGACAUGGCGGCGAGGCUGGAUAAGAUUGUUGAGGAGGCCACUCGAGGUUCUGGACUCACCUUUGCAGGAUCAGUGUUGCAUAAUUAAUAAUAAGAUUGUUCAACCCUCUCUAUAUUUACCAUCAUAUAAUAUAUAGCUAUAUAUAUAAGAUGAAAUAUGGCAGUACGCACUACAUGAAAACUGGGCUUUGCCGACCGCUAAAAUCAUGGUUGUACAAGAAAACAGGUUGGAACCUCAUGUGUGUGUGUCAGUUUUUGUGGUUGUACAAGAAAAUACGGAUCACACAUCUUUGUUAUAUAAUGAAAUUAUGUUCUUCAUUUCA